Molecule: messenger RNA, 1191 nt
Organism: Penicillium verhagenii
Lineage: Eukaryota; Fungi; Ascomycota; Eurotiomycetes; Eurotiales; Aspergillaceae
Product: alpha/beta hydrolase
Exons: 1
Coding region: 1-1191 (396 amino acids)
Source: RefSeq, a predicted model, not a curated record
AUGAAGUCCCUCUCUCAACUGCUCUUGGCUGCAGCCUUGGGGUACAUUCCUGCUUGUGCCGCAGUAACCAUAUCGACAAAUGGCCUAAGUAACGUCACUAUCGGAAAAUCCACCGGAGGUGGCUCAAUCUGUGCCUCGGGCUAUGUCACGAUCCCCAUCUCCGUGACUGGCACCAAGUUGGACUACGUGCCCCCAACCUCAGCUGCAGGCGUGACUCAAUCCCUGGUGGAAUUGUUCCAAGUCACCGACUCCUUAGCGAAUACGAUAACCGGCACCCAACUCAUUUCGGGCAGCUAUCAAAUUUACGUCAAGCUCUGCAUACCCAGCUCAGCAUCAAAAGCAGCUAGUGUCAAGACUGUUCAGCUGCUGACACACGGUGCCACAUUGGACCACAACUACUGGGACAUUGUCACUGGCUACAGCUACAUUGACGCUGCCACCGAAGCUGGUUACGCGACCUUAUCAUACGACCAACUGGGCGUCGGCAACUCGGCCCAUCCGGAUCCCAUCCAGGUGGUGCAGGCUAACAGCCAAGUUGCCGUCACACAUGCUCUCGCCCAACUUCUGCGCAAUGCAAAGAUCGGCAACUAUAGCUUCGAAAAUGUGGUUGGUGUGGGCCACAGUGCUGGCAGCAGCUUGACGCAGGCCGUCACCACUCAGUAUCCGAGUGAUUUUGAUGCGGCGAUCUUGACUGGCACCAGUACCAAUGACAACUACGUCUCUCUUUCCAUGGCCGCUUUCAACUUGAUCAACGCCAACUCCGACUCAUCGGGUCGCUUCAGUAGCCUAGCUGCUGGCUAUUUAACUCAGCAGACCUCUGUCGGCAUCCAAUUCGCUUUCUAUAGCUACCCUAAUUUCAAUACCGCUGCUUUCAAUAGCCAGGUUGCGAACAAGCAGACUAAUACUCUUGGUGUCCUGCUCACGCUUGGGGGAAUUGUUGCCUCGGCGCCCGAAUUCACCGGGCCUGUUGACGUGAUCCUGGGUGAAAACGACUUUGUGUUUUGUGGUGGCAAUUGCUCUUAUCCUGAGAAUCAAGCUGCGCUGGUUCUGUCGACCUUCUAUCCCAGUGCGUCGUCGGGCAGUCAGACCUAUCUUGCUUCGGGUUCUGGACAUGCUAUCGCCGCGCAUGACAGUGCCAGCGCUAGCUUCACCCAGAUGAUUGAUUUCCUACAGUCCAAUGACAUUUACUAG